Messenger RNA from Lodderomyces elongisporus, 207 nucleotides. It is a transcript of the gene SSS1, whose product is annotated as translocon subunit. Gene Ontology annotation, molecular function: transmembrane protein transporter activity. The transcript has a single exon. Gene Ontology annotation, cellular component: Ssh1 translocon complex; membrane. The record is from RefSeq and is a predicted model, not a curated record. The coding region runs from base 1 to 207 and encodes 68 amino acids. Lineage: Eukaryota; Fungi; Ascomycota; Pichiomycetes; Serinales; Debaryomycetaceae. Gene Ontology annotation, biological process: protein targeting; post-translational protein targeting to membrane, translocation.
AUGGCAGCUGAAGGAAUUGAAAAAUUAACAGAAGUCCCCGUGGAGUUUUUCAAAGAUGGUUCACAAUUUGUCAAGAAAUGUCAGAAACCAGAUCAGAAAGAAUACUUUAAGAUAAUCAAAGCUGUUGGUGUCGGUUUCCUUAUGAUGGGUGUCGUGGGGUACGCUGUGAAGUUGAUUCAUAUUCCAAUUAGAUACUUGAUUGUUUAG